AUGAGCACUUCUUCCGUCAGCUCAUCAACCUCUACUGUGGCUAGCUCUUCGACGACACCCAGUACUUUGUCAACAGCGGGCUCCACAUUGACAGGCAGCUCCUCCUCCGCUACUGGAGUCAGUUCUUCGACGUCUUCAGCAAUGAGCUCCUCUUCAUCAGUCAGCUCCUCUUCCACAGAUGGCAGCAGUUCAGCUUCCUCCGGAGUCGGCUCAACCUCAACUUCAACAGCUAGCUCCUCUGGGGCGACUAGCUCUUCUACUAGCCAGACAGUUAGCCCUUCUACUACAGCACCCGGCUCCUCUACUUCCUCGACAACUGGCUCUUCAUCAGCGACGAGCUCUUCGGGAACAGUCAUAUCCUCUACAACAGGAGUCAGCUCUUCUGCCUCCUCUGUGGUCAGCUCAUCAUCAACAACAUCCUCCCAAAGCCUUCCCUCCUCCACCAUCCAGACAGUUACCUCCGCCACCACCGGGCCUGGCUCCUCAUUCCCUCCAACAACAAGCUCUUCUUCAACGACUAGGUCAUCUUCGACUAGUAGCUCCUCUGCGACGAUCAGCUCCUCCCCAACGCAGUCAGUGAGCUCCUCUGCUACUCAGACUACCAGCUCUAUCGCCACCACCUCUGGAACCUUUUCAACAUCCGUUGUCAGCACGUCCUCGCUGCGAACCAGUUCCUCCAGCUCCACAACAUCUUCAGUACGGGUCUCGUCCAGCUCAACAACGCGCGGGACGCCAACUACUCCGAUCCCCCAAACUUCAUCGUCAUUCACCGGCUGCCUUGUGACAACGUCGGCCACAGCCGCUCCGCAGUGCGGUGUCACUCUUCCAGGAACCUGCGCCGACUUGCCCAACACCAACGGCCUCCUGCCCCUGACUGGGGUCACGGCAUCUUGCCUCCUGGACCUCGGCCCCUUUGGCGUCGGCCCUGUCGCCACCUGUCUCUUGAACAUCGACAUCCUCAACCCUCGCGGUCAGCCCAUCGCAGACUGCCUCCUCCGCACGCUCAGGGGAUCCUGCCCUGGAGCUCUCCCCCAGCCCUGCAUCGAUCUCCAGCUUGUCAACGGCCUGGACCUGCUCGUCGACCUUCCGGCGUGUGUGGCCGCCCUUGGUCCCUACAGCUCCGGCGCAACGGCGGUCUGUCUCGCGGUGAACUCGAUCACGAGCGCCACGACAGGCUUGUCGAUCUUUGGGUGUCUCCAGGGUAGCUUCAAUCCCCCACCAACGGUCGUGACGGUCACCGAUCCGGCCCUCUGCCCGCCGGCUCCAACGCCUACCAGAUGUGCCACCCCUUCGCUGCCCCAACAGUGUUUGAGUCUCUCUACGGUCAACGGCUUAGAUCUGCUGGUUGACAUACCGGCAUGCGUCCAGGCUCUUGGCCUUUAUGCCGUCGGCGACGUCGCAACUUGUCUCGUUACCAGCGUCAUCGACACGCUCACGUCGGGACAAUCGAUCGUCAGUUGCCUUCAGCGCUCGCUAGGCUCGAGAUGCGUUACAUCCUUGCCGCAGGUCUGUCUGGAUUUGAGCGUGUCAAACGACGCAGUGACCGCCGACCUCUGUCUCACCCUGCUGGGUCCGUUGUCUCUGGGCGUUGCUGGAAGCUGUUUUACCUCCGGUCUCACAAGUGGUGAUGCGAUUGUCCAGUGUUUGAAUAAUGUGCUGUUUCCAUGA
This is a messenger RNA of Colletotrichum destructivum, 1668 nucleotides long. RefSeq lists its product as uncharacterized. The coding region runs from base 1 to 1668 and encodes 555 amino acids. The record is from RefSeq and is a predicted model, not a curated record. NCBI's taxonomy places the organism in Eukaryota, Fungi, Ascomycota, Sordariomycetes, Glomerellales, Glomerellaceae. The transcript has a single exon.